Molecule: messenger RNA, 2723 nt
Organism: Alosa sapidissima (American shad)
Lineage: Eukaryota; Metazoa; Chordata; Actinopteri; Clupeiformes; Clupeidae
Product: cytohesin 1 interacting protein
Exons: 8
Coding region: 145-1155 (336 amino acids)
Molecular function (GO): protein binding
Source: RefSeq, a predicted model, not a curated record
ACACUCUCACUCGCUCACUCACUCACUCAUUCCGCCGAGUCCCACAGGCACUCACUCAGCCUCUGAGGUCACCCUCGCACGCAUGCAACCAAACCGCUGGUGCAGCUUCUGAACGCUAUGCAGCUGUGAUCCGAGAGCCCAAGCAUGACAUCCACCAUGAGCUUCAGAUCGCUGGUGCGCCUGGACAGCCAGGACAGCAACACCCGCGAGGGCAGCCUCAAGAAGAAGAGCCGGCUCUGGCACAGGCACUCCCUGAGGGGCAGCCUCAAGUCCCGUAACGGGAACAACUCAGCUGACACAAUGGGACGACAGUUGAACCGAACUCGCUCCAACUCUCUGGUGGAUUACUCCGACCCUCUCAGGACCACAGUGGUGCUGGAGAAGCAAGACAAUGAGGCGUACGGUUUUGAAGUGCAGACGUAUGGGGUGCAGCUGAAAAACACCACGGCGGUGGAGAUGUGCACCUUCGUGUGUACCGUGCAGCAGGACAGCGCAGCUGAGAACGCAGGCCUGAGCGCUGGCGACGUGAUUGUCACUAUCAACGGCAUCAGUAUCGAGGGUUCCUCUCACCAGGACAUAAUCAGCCUGAUCAGGGAGUCCACCAACGUGCUAAAGAUGGAGACAGUCAGUGGGACCCUGGUGAAGAGAAUUGAGCUGGAGAAGAAGCUCAGCUUACUCAAGCAAAAUUUGCGCGAAAGAUGGGUGGAGUUGCAAGCCCUCACUCAACAGGAAAAGCGUCUUACUAGAGGUAACCUGGUGGACAGUGCUGGCAUGCCGUCCCUGGAGUCCCUCAUAUCUCUGGCGUCCCCCCCCAGCCAGCGGGGCAUGCGCUUCUCCAGCGACAGCAGCUGCCGCAGCCUGCUCAUGUCGGACAGCGAGGACGGCAUCUCGCCGGUUUUCGACGACUGCAACAACCCCUUCAGCCCGCUGAGCCCUGGCGGUCAGUCUGUCUUCUUCGCCAAAGGCCCACACCGGCCGGCACUCACCCGCACGCGCAGCAUCAGCAGCGGCAGCCCCUCGCCCUCUCCGACCUGCGACGCCAGCCGCGUGACGUCGCUGUUCGGCACGCUGCCCAGGAAGGGACGCAAGGCCAGCGUCCGCCAGCAGUUCUUCAAGUUCAUCAACCACUCAGUGGAGGAGGAGGAGGCCAGCUGAGCGGCCACAGUCCAAUGACUGAACACUAACCUCUUGUUGACCCCAGACGGACGUGAGACGUGAAAGCGUCGUCACAGCACCCGACCAGGUUGCGCUCAGGCAUUAAGUACUCUGCACUAGAGAGCCUCAACCCACCACACAGCGUUUAGUCACUGGACUCAACAAAAGCACGUUAACAAUAGGCCUCCAGUUAUUGUGUUUGCACCUGCUGAAAUUCAUCUGUUUGACUGCCAUUGGGAUAAUGAAGGCACAGAGACGAAUAUCCACAGAGUGUCUGCCAUGCAGGUGCAGGUGAAUGGUUGCAGGGUGAGUCAAGUAGUCCGUCAGAGAGGAUUCACUAUGACUCUGCAUUGCAGUGGAAAGGUCCUCAGUUCCUCCAGUAAGGGCUUAGUUACUGAACCCCAUAAAAAAUCACGCUUAGGAGUUUGUAGUGUUGCACUGACCUCACUCCAUCUCCAGACACAAACCUGGUUCAAAAGAGCACAAGGUUAUCAGUAGCAUAGAGAAUCUGCAGCAUUAAUGGCAUCUUGCAUUAAAAACUGUAAUUAUCCCAUUUUCAGUAUUAACCACAACUACAGGCCUCGUUAUCUACUGUUUCAUGUUUGUUCAAAAGAUGUAGCCAUGCAAAUCUUCAAAGACUAAGGAGCACGCACUGUCUGGCUUGCUGACCUAUUUCAACGAAUUACUGUAAAUCAGAGGAGCAGAUAUCUGAGCUUUUGGAUUUUCUUUGAAAUACUCUGUCCAAUCAGAUAUGUCCUAUCCAGGACACAUUUUUAAGUUUGGUAGCAACAGUCUGACACAGAAAUCGAAACCGCACGGUUUGUGUGAAGCUCAAAACAGGAUGUGGGCUGUCACGGUGCUACCCUCUAGACUGUAUCUUUUUCGCAGAGCUGCUCUCUGGUACGUGCAAUACAUGCCAGAAGUCACCUUGCUGUACCUAUGGGCUUUUUGAGCACAACUGGGACCUUAUUCACUGGAAACAGGUUCACAAUUCUUAAUCAAAUCAGGACAGAGAGUGAGAGGAGACUCGGUGGAUUUGCAUGCAUCCUGACUCCAUGUGCUAUAAUCAGUUUCAGUCCUAUUCCAAGCUGAACCCAUGUGAAUCCUAUAAAAGUCUGUUGACAUGGCACUGGCCUAUUGAUUUCUCCUCUUGAUAUGUGUCUGUUUUGAAUAGGUUUCUCCACUAGGGGGAGUAGCAGUGGAAUUAGCAGAUAUAGCAGUGCCAUUUGGUUUCAGACUAGAAUAGCAAAAGGGCACAAAAAAAAGGGGAGUGCUGAGAGGGUCUGUGCUCCAAAAUACGUUUCUGAGCGAGCCUAUACUCGAUCCUGAAAAGCCCUACCUGCAACGGGUGUUGUUUUUAAGUAUAGCACAAUGAAAUGUAGUAGAAGUGUAGAUGUGUGUUGAAUGUAGUUAUGCAGCUGAAUGAGCAAGGCUGCUCAGAUGUUAUCAGACCAGUGGGUCAGGGCUGAGGGUGUGAGGUGUUGUUGUACAGGUUCUAAAUUUACUUUGCACCCGUAGUGUGAGAAUAACCUUGUUCUUGGAAUAUGGGUCUCACACCUCUGCCUAGU